This is a messenger RNA of Dalotia coriaria, 2209 nucleotides long. RefSeq names its product glucose dehydrogenase [FAD, quinone]-like. The record is from RefSeq and is a predicted model, not a curated record. NCBI's taxonomy places the organism in Eukaryota, Metazoa, Arthropoda, Insecta, Coleoptera, Staphylinidae. The coding region runs from base 237 to 2165 and encodes 642 amino acids. Gene Ontology annotation, molecular function: oxidoreductase activity, acting on CH-OH group of donors; flavin adenine dinucleotide binding. The transcript is spliced from 3 exons.
AUUUGGAAGUUUAUGAUUAGAUUACAAAAUAAAAAUAUUAUUUAACUAGUUUUUAACACGGAACUCAUUUUAAUGUUGAAUUAAAUUGUAAAAAACGAACUCGACAACAAUGCAACAAUAAGCGGCCAUGAUGAGGUCACCUUAAAAUGUGAUACACCAAAUAAUCGAGGAAAUAAAUUAGUUUGGCCCAAAUUUCGACAGUAACAACUGGUUUUUAGAAACUUUUAGAAGUUUUGAUGGCAAUUUUGCAGGGUGGAAGAUGUUCUGGUCCAGCUGGGGUGACUGACAACUGUCAAAAUGCAUUGUCCGGAGCAUCGUCAGCUCUUUUUCUAAUGAUGAUCAAUUCCCUGUUUGGAAAAAAGUGUUCGUUUCUUAAAGAAUCCGACUUUCCACCUGAUUUGAGUUACCAACAACUACAUGGUAAAGUAUUUGACUUUAUUGUGGUGGGUGCGGGGUCAGCAGGUGCCAUUGUUGCAAGCAGACUGAGUGAAAACCCCAAAUGGACGGUGUUGUUACUGGAAGCUGGUGGUUAUCCACCGGUUGACGCACAAAUUCCUGGUGUGUUCGUUAGUAUGCAAAGUAAUCCCCUGUACGAUUGGGAAUAUUUAACAGAAAAGUCGAAUACUAGUUGUAUGGGCAUGCGAAAUGGCAACUGUAUCUGGAACAGAGGAAAAAUGCUCGGGGGAUCGUCAUCCCUCAACGCCAUGAUGUACAUUCGUGGUAACCCUGUAGACUAUGAUGAAUGGGCUGAUAUCACCGAUGAUCCCAACUGGAAAUGGGAUAAUGUCCUGAGAUAUUUCAAAAAAUCAGAAAACGUGCGUUAUCCUCCUCUGAGAGAGUCAGAAGUAAGAGGAAAAGAUGGUCCAUUACACACUACGAAAUACAUUGCUGGUAAUCCCAUGCGUCCGAGGAUAAUCUCAGCCUAUGAAGAACUAGGGUACCCUAUGCAACCGGAUGAGGUACCAGUAGGAUUCUUCGAGACCACAAUGUCCAUUGAUGAAUUCGGACGUAGAGAAAGUUCAGCCAAAGCAUUCCUCACUGAUGGUAGACAUCGAAGUGACCAGGAAGAGAAUAAUCCAAACUCACCACCUAAAAGGAAGAACCUAUUCAUAGCUCCCAACUCACAUGUAAUGAAGGUACUCAUCAAAGACGGCAAGGCCUACGGGGUCAAAGCAAAAGUAAACAGAAAAGAGGUUAAUAUCAUGGUUAGAAACGAGGUUAUAGUAUCAGGCGGAUCAAUCAACUCACCACAAAUCCUACAACUAUCAGGUAUAGGCCCAAAAGAAGACCUAGAAAAGCUUAAAAUCCAGUUGGUAAAGGACUUACCAGUAGGGAAGAACCUCCAAGACCAUUUCGCCUCCUGGGGAAUCAUCGUGCGUGCUGACAGCGCCACCUCACCAACCCCUACUGAAGCAGAUGAAAUCCGCACGACUUUUGAUUACUUCAAUAACGGCACAGGUCCUUUAGCUACCAUCUCAAUCAACAACAUGUUACUCUUCAAUGAUCCUCUUGAUAAUAACGAGGACAUCGCGACCAUCGAAUGGUUAAUCCGUGAAUUCCCUGCGAACAGCACACAAAUCAAAAACUUCUACACCAACAACGGAUUCAAUCAAGAAUCCAUCGAUGACAUUGUACGUCUUAACAAAAACCAAGUGCUAAUCUCCCUUAACCCUAUUCUACUACGUGCUGAAAGUAUAGGUUAUGUCAAACUCCCAUCCAACAAUCCGUAUCAAAAAGUGCAAAUACACACCAACUACCUAACUAAAGAUAAAGACUUAAACACGAUGUUAGCCGCGAUUGACUACGUAAAGAAAAUCAUCGCCACCGAAGCAUUCACAGAGGUUAACUCUGCGUUAUUACAAUACAAACUCCCUGGCUGUGAUAACCUAACCUAUGAUACACGUGAUUACUGGGAGUGUUUACUACGCAACGUUGGGAGUACAAUGUAUCACCCAGUGGGGACUUGUAAAAUGUCAAGCGAACAAGAUGGCGGCGUGGUUGACAGCCGCUUGCGCGUUCACGGCGUCAAAAGUCUACGCGUAAUCGACGCUGGUAUAAUGCCGUAUAUAGUCAGAGGUAACACCAAUGCAGCCGCCAUGAUGAUUGGUGAACUGGGCGCUGAUCUCAUCAAAGAAGAUUGGAACUAUCCAACUAAUACAAUAUAAAUAUAAAUAUAAAUAAAUAUAAAUGGUUCUUGUUUAAAUCUUAA